UAGGAAUCGCUUGCCCGACUCUCGUGUCGGCGGCGUGUCUGGCGCGUUGACCGCGUGUCGGUGCUACGUAGUCUGGGAUUUGUGCGUAAACAAAAACUUUAGAUCCCAGGCGAAAGCAUUCAAAGAAGACAUACCUAGAUCCGAAUAGAGAAAAGGGAAGCAUCGAACGGAGAAGAAAAUGAAUAAGAGAAACGCAUUGUAUGGCUUAGGGAUUCUUCCACCUCUAGUCCCUCUGUCCGUGUACGCCUACAAAGCCCUGCAGGGGAGAGGAUGCGCGGUCCCUCAGAACCACGACGUGUUCUUGAGCUUCAGAGGCCCAGACUCUCGCACCGGCUUCGCCGAUUUCCUCUACAGCAGCCUGGUAGCUGCUGGGGUCCACGUGUUCAGGGAUGACGACGCGCUCCCGAUUGGUGAAGAGAUAGGCCCGGAGCUCCUCCGCGCUAUCAGGUCUUGUAGGAUUGCGAUCCCCAUCAUCUCCGUGCAGUAUGCGCAGAGUAAAUGGUGCCUCCGCGAGCUCGCCGAGAUUAUGGAUUGCCACAGAGAGCAUGGCAAAUCAGUCUUCCCUAUAUUCUAUAAGGUGGAUGUUGCAGAUGUAAGUAACCUACGGGGUCGUUUUGGAGCUGCUCUAUUUGAACACAGGAAGGUGUACCGGGACAGCUCGGAAGAAGAGCGAGUACGGGAUUUGAGUGAAUGGCGGAAGGCACUGGCUUCUGUAGCGAGGAUUAGAGGAUGGAUAUCACAAACCAUUGCUAAUGGGCAUGAAGGAGAGCUGGUGAAAAUUGUGGUCGCAAGGGUUUUGACUGAAUUGAAGACAUCGUGGAUCGAACGGCUCCCCCUGUUUCCUAUAUUGAUGUCUAAUCACCACAUAAGAUCAUUGUAUUAUUACUAUUCAAAGGAGAAAAGAAGACACAGUCAAUGCCAAGUGUUCUUGGCCUUUCGUGGCCCUGAUACUCGAUACGGCUUUGCUGCAUACCUCUACAUCAGCCUUGUGGCUGCAAAAAUCAGAGUGUUUUAUGAUGAUGAUACGUCCAUCAUAGGUAAAGUUAUUAGUGAUGAGCUUAUGAAUGCCAUCGACCACUGCAAGAUAUCCAUUCCGAUUCUCUCUGAAAAUUUUGCCUCCUCUAGUUGGUGCCUCCGUGAGCUAAGUUACAUGGUUGACUGCAAGAAAACAAAAGGGCAAACGAUAUUGCCCAUCUUCUACAAAGUGAAGCCCUCACACGUGAAAUAUUUAACGGAUUGUUUUGGCGACCGCCUUCGUGAAUAUGAGAAGCGUUGUGACAGAGAUCAAUGUGAGAAGUGGAAGGAAGCUCUCAAGAAGGUUGGAUCCUUUAAAGGAUGGGAAUCGGAGAGAAUCAACAAUGGGCAUGAAGCGGUACUUGUGAAACGGGUCGUCCAGGAGGUCUCGAGGUUGUUGAAGAAUCCCCAAACGCAUGAUCGCCAUCUCCAUCCACUGAAUAUUGACUCAAUCCUGGGAUAG
Syzygium oleosum is the source of this 1477-nucleotide messenger RNA. RefSeq lists its product as uncharacterized. The transcript has 5 exons. Bases 179 to 1477 code for a protein of 432 amino acids. The record is from RefSeq and is a predicted model, not a curated record. NCBI's taxonomy places the organism in Eukaryota, Viridiplantae, Streptophyta, Magnoliopsida, Myrtales, Myrtaceae. Gene Ontology annotation, biological process: signal transduction.